Penicillium taxi is the source of this 1059-nucleotide messenger RNA. RefSeq names its product histone chaperone napB. Lineage: Eukaryota; Fungi; Ascomycota; Eurotiomycetes; Eurotiales; Aspergillaceae. Gene Ontology annotation, cellular component: nucleus; chromatin. Gene Ontology annotation, biological process: nucleosome assembly. The coding region runs from base 1 to 1059 and encodes 352 amino acids. Gene Ontology annotation, molecular function: chromatin binding; histone binding. The record is from RefSeq and is a predicted model, not a curated record. The transcript is spliced from 2 exons.
AUGUCUGACAACGCCGAUAAGUCGCUCCUUGAGCGUGUUUCGUUCCCUUCCAUCCCCGAUGAGGCUCAGAAGAAGAUUGCCUACCUCCAAGAGGAGUUCCUUCGCUCAGAAGUUGACCAGAUGCGCCGCUCAAUCCCUGUCAAGGCCCCUCUCUUCGAGAAGCGCAAUGAGAUUAUUAACAUCCCCGAGGUCAAGGCUGACUUCUGGAUCCGCGUUUUCUCCUCUGCCCCUGCUGAAAUCGACGAGUACAUUCUUCCCUCCGACGCCGGCGUUCUGGGCGAGUCCCUGAAGGGCUUCACCGUUGAGCGCUUCGAGAUCAACGAGAAGGGAGAGGGCGAGCCCCGUAGCUUGCGUUUCAUCUUCGAGUUUGACGAGAACAACUCUUUCUUCGAGGACAAGAAGCUUGUCAAGGAAUUCUACUGGCGCCAGCAGGUCACCAAGACUGCUAGCGGCAAGUCCAAGCUCUGGGAGGGACUUGUCUCUGAGCCUGUCCGCAUCAACUGGAAGAAGGACAAGGAUGUUACUAAGGGAUUGCUCGAUGCUACCUGCGAUCUUUUCGAUGCCGAGAAGAAGGGCGGAGAGCGCAUCAAGCUGCCCGAGUACGAGAAGCUGAUCCAGAAGAUUGACGUUGCCGAGGCUGAAGCCGAGGGCCUAGAGGAAGAUGAGGAGCUGGACCAGUCUCCUUACGGUAUCAGUUUCUUCAACUUCUUCGGUUACCGCGGCCGUGAUGUCACCGCUGAGCAGUCCAAGGAAGCUGAAAAGUUUGGCGAGGAGCGCUGGGCCAAGAUCCAAAAGGGCGAGCCCGUCGACGAUGACGAGGAAGAUGAUGAAGACGAUGAGCUCACCAACGACCUGGAAAGCGCUGAGGCCUUCCCUGACUGCGAAGAUGUCGCCAUUGCCCUUGCCGAGGACCUCUGGGACGAUGCCAUGAAGUACUAUGUUCAGUCUUUCGAGCUCGGCGACCUCGAGGACCUCGACUUUGACGAGAUGGAAGAUAUCGAGGAGGAAGAUGAGGAUGAGGAGUCGCACCCUCGCAAGAAGGCCCGUGGCGGUAACUAA